Molecule: messenger RNA, 2113 nt
Organism: Ceutorhynchus assimilis (cabbage seed weevil)
Lineage: Eukaryota; Metazoa; Arthropoda; Insecta; Coleoptera; Curculionidae
Source: the annotation of a GenBank genome assembly
CGAGGAUAUUGGUAACCUAAAUACCUAGGGUAAUGCAGUAUUUGUGCUUAUGUUAUUUUGACAUUAAACCUAUGUUGAAUUCGACUCUUAACACUAGGUGUUGAAAGCUAAAAUAACGUUACUGCAUCAUAUAAUUUGAGUAGCAUUCACAAAUAAGACCUAUUUUGGAUAAGACCUAAAGAUUUGCAUGUGCAGAGAUUUCUUUGGUAUAAUAAUUAGGUUAUGUGAUUUGUUUACCUAUUUCAAAUAAACAUUUCUGUUUUGUUUUUUGGUGAUUGUCAGUAAACCAGUUACAAAACACAAAAACUAUUAAUUAACAAACAACAUGUUGAAAAUAAAAAUAACCUUGGCCUACUCUGUGUUAGCAGGUAGUCCGGUUUUUGGGGUUAACUGGAAUAUUGGAAACGAAGAUUCUAGGGCUCCAAGAAUUUUCUUAUUUAAACAGACUGAGUUACAAACUAUGCGCCUUGAGUUUAUAUAAAGCCAUUUAAUCGAGAAAUCUGUAGAAUUAUACAAACGCUUGUUUAUUUAAAUGAAACAAUGGAACGACUUCUUGAAUAUUCGCGCUCGGGUCCCAAGAGUGGCGUUGGCUUCUUCGCAACCAUUAUGUCUUCUACAAAAUUCAACAUUGGCCUUGCUGGAGACGAAAAAAGAUCCACCAGAGUUCAAAAAAUACAAAGCGGUGGACACUCUGAUAUUUUUGGCAUCAAUGAAAAUCAACAAUCUGCCGCCACGCCGCAAAAAAGACUCAAUCAACCACAGUCAACUAUUGGCAGUUGUUUCAUGGAAAAUGUGAGGGAAGAGCCUAACGUAAUGCCUGAAGCUAAAUUUAAUGGGGAUGUACCUUUAGCCAAGGUGGAAGUUGAGGAGGUAGAUGUCGGUUCUGAUGAAAACCAAAUUCCCAAAGAAGUGAACGGGGUGGAGAAGAAGGAUGAAGAAAUCGCUAAGCGGGUCCGAGUACCUCCAGGCGGAUUUUGUAGUCGGUUGUGGUAAAGAUAGUACUUUUAAAUAAUACUAUCAGUGGCCUUUCUUAACCACCUGCUUUUUUGUUUGUUAUUAUGCAUUUUUUUUGUGUUUUUAGUAUACAAAAGUAUUGUCACCACUAGCAAAAUUUUCCUACAUUUUGAAUAAUAAUAAUAAGAAAUUAUUCAUCCACAUUUCAAAAAAGACUAUUGAAAGAAAUGUACUCAAUAUUUAUAGCAAUAAGGUCGAUAUUUUCGUGUGAUGACUAAUUUUGGCAUUAUUAUUGUUCAGAUUUGAUUUUUUUGCUCUCUAGCAUAAUUGUUUAGCUUAAACCAAAUAUAAUAAUUUAUUUUUUAACAUUUUAGCUUAAUAUUAAAACUAAACAUUAUGUUGGUGGUAAAAUCAGGCUUAUAUGCAGGUCGUGUCAAACAGAUAAAAGUUUAUACUUUUUGUGUGAAGGCUUUGCAAAUCUCAGUAAAUUUUUUGUUAUAGACUCAAAAAAGCCGCUUCAAUUUUUUUUUUCGGUUACAUAAAUGAUUCACAUGAUCACUUGUAGAUCAUAAAUUUCAAAUUAAUUUUUCUAAAGUCUAAUGGGCCCCAUACACUACGUUCUUUCUCAUCGGGUUUCAUCGCCGUGUUGAAACACGUUGUGCCAAAACCAAAGUGUGUGGUAGAAAAACACGACGGUUUUCUACCACACACUUCGGUUUUGGAACGACGUGUUUCAUCGUGGCGGUGAAAACCGACGAGAAAGAAUGAUGUUAAAAAUGUCGUUUUGAUUGCCUUCACUCCGUUUGACAGUACUUAUAUAAAAAAUGUAACAUUUAUAGAAAGAAAUAAUGUGCCUUUCGAACAUUCUAUUGUUUUAAAUUUGGAACUGAAAUAUCUACCUCCAAUCACUACUAUAAAAUGUAAUAAUUACUACAAGUUAAUAAACUUAAUGUUUGUAAUCAGAAGUAUCAAAUCUGUUUGAUGAAAUAAUAUUAGACUUUUUGAAUUUUUACCUCCCAUAUUACAAUCUGUGUGUUAAAGGAUCUAGUGAUAUUCAUGAGGAUAUUUAGAAUAAUAUUACAUGUCACUUGAGUGCCAUUGUCUAUAUGUAUUCGAAAUCAUGUACUUUUCAGCUUUUCAAUAAAAUAUUCCAAAAACA